Fonsecaea erecta is the source of this 963-nucleotide messenger RNA. RefSeq lists its product as hypothetical. NCBI's taxonomy places the organism in Eukaryota, Fungi, Ascomycota, Eurotiomycetes, Chaetothyriales, Herpotrichiellaceae. The record is from RefSeq and is a predicted model, not a curated record. The transcript has 4 exons. The coding region runs from base 1 to 963 and encodes 320 amino acids.
AUGGAGCUUUUGAAAGAGUCUGUCAGCAAGGAAGGAUGGGCGAAGAUUCAGGGUGCCAUUCAGACGAACGCUUCCUUGGCAGAAUUGUGCGACGCAGCACCAAUACUGAACUCUGGAAGCUACUUUUUCCUGCUAUUUGGGGUUCUAUCGAUGUCGGAUCCUUGGGGGUACACCUUCUUCGGUCACCACACGUGUCUCAAUUUCCUUUUUCGCGGCGAACAGAUGGUGCUCAGCCCGUUCUUCGUGGGUGCUGAACCCAACCUGAUCGACCGAGGCCAGCAUCAAGGCAUCGCUAUUUGCACGGCAGAAGAAGAGCUCGGGUUGUUGCUAAUGCAAUCGCUACAAUCCCAUCUGCAGGACAAGACCCAGAUCUACAAACAAAUGCAUGGCCCUGAUAUGCCAGAAUGGCGCUGGAACCCCGCAGACCAGCGUCACCUAGCCGGCGCGUUUCAGGACAAUAGGAUAAUCCCAUAUGUUGUCAGAUGGGUGCAAUUCGGUUGCAUUGAGAGCUCUGUCCUCUGUCCAACAGAGGAGGACUACAGCUUGGUCUAUAUACCCUUCGUCAGGCCUAAAUUUGGUGACGCAACUAGCCUAUAUCCCUUCAAUAGUCCUGUUAACAUUGAGGGAUUUUCUGGGUGGCAACGGACUGAAACAGUCGACGUAAGUGGCGCCGACGACGGCGGUGGCGAUAUAACAACAACAAGGUCUGUCGUUAUCGCGACUAUACCUGAAUUGUACUCCUUGAUUGCUGACUUUCCAACACCAUACGAGGGCGUGGCUGCGUCAGAAAUGUCAACCGCCCAGCGGGAACAAAUACUACGUAUCGCGGCCAGCCUCCUGGAGCUUCUUCCUCCCCGGCCGCUGCAAGCUCGUCUCCAGCAAAUUCGCAAGCAACUUGACGAGAAUUACUUUUGUUGGAUCGGUGGGUACGGAAACGAUGAUAGUUUUUACUAUCGGAUAUAA